AAUCUCUCCGCUUUGCCAACCAACCAUGCACCCACCUGCACCACGCCGUUAACGGGUCCGGAACAUCCCUUAUCGGAUCCACUCCGCCCUCCCGUCCGAUCCCCCAGCCUCCCCCUCCUCCUCUAGUCCGGAAUCCGGAUCGCCUUCUCCCACCGAUCCGUCCGGACAUCGGCAUGGCUGCGCCCCCGCCGAAGGCGCCGGCGCCGAGCGCUUCUUCGGCGGCCUAGCGUUUGUUUGCCUCCGAGGAAUUUCCGCCGGUCGCGUUACCGGAUCUUGCGUGGGCCGUCCGUCGAGGAUCCCCGCUCCCCGCGCCGGUCGGCGACCGCUCCACCGCCGCUAGUAUGAGCUCCGACGGGCGCCUCCGCCGCGCGCUGGCCGCGUUCGGCAGCGGCAGCGACGUGUGGGACCUCGUGGACGCGGCGCUCGCCGCUGCCGCGCGGGACAGCCCCGCCGAGCUGCGCGCGCGCCGCGACGGCAUCGUCCAGCGCCUCUACGCAGGGUCAGCCCGCUGCCGCAACUGCGACGCCGACGCUCCCCCGCCGCCUGCUGCUCAGCCGAAUGGUGCCGUCGCUGCUGCUCCUGCGGCGGCGUCUCCGGCCUCGCCUGAUGAGGAGGUCGACGCGGACAGCCUCGACGACGAGGAGGAGGCCGAUGCCGGCGUGGAGAGCAAGAUCCUGGCGAUCAAGGAUUUCCUGGAGGACCCGGACCAGUCGGAGGACGAGAUGGUGAGCCUGCUGCAGAACCUAGCAGACAUGGACAUCACCUACAAGGCUCUCCAGGACACCGACAUUGGCCGCCAUGUGAAUGGCCUGCGUAAGCACCCAUCCAGCGAGGUCCGGCAACUGGUGAAGCUGCUCGUUAGGAAAUGGAAGGAGAUUGUGGAUGACUGGGUGAGGCUGCACAACUCAGGUGGUGACGUUGGUGGCUCGAUCAUAAGCGAUGGUGACUCACCUGAUAAAGUUCAACCCAAGUACCAUCAAAAUACUCAUGCUUCAGACUUCAAGUAUUCCUCCAGCCCACAGAGCCAUAAUGUUUUGAGCUCAGAGAGGUCUAGCAAUCAUAAUUUGGUGGAGUCAGCAGUGGAGAAGCGUAGAACAAGCCCUGCUCCUGCAUACCAUAACACUAAGCAGAACAACAGCAACAACUAUCCUGCUGUUUCAUCAUCAGCACCAGCUAGAGCAAUGAGGGAGCAAAAGAACACUCUUUUGGAUUCUGAGAAGCUAGAUUCAGCCAGGAAGAGGCUUCAGGAAAACUAUCAGGAAGCGCAAAAUGCGAAAAAGCAGAGGACAAUACAAGUGAUGGAUAUCCACGACAUACCUAAGCCGAAGAAUAGGAACACCUUCAUACGCAAGAGUGGUGGAGGCGGAUUCCCGGCAAAGCACCGGUGAUCUGCCUAACUGCCAUCGUUCAUGCCUAUAACGGACUUGCAUAUUUAUUUUGUACUAUCAAAAAAAAAAAGGAAAUCUGAAAGCAAAACUCUUGUGUUUCCAGACUGUUUUGUAGCAUUUCAGUCCAGUUUGAUACAUACUGCCUAGUCCAUGAGGCUACGCUUGUACUUAUCUUAAGACUGGAGAACAGAAGGAAAACAAAAUUGUGUUAUUUUUCAUGACA
Molecule: messenger RNA, 1611 nt
Organism: Sorghum bicolor (sorghum)
Lineage: Eukaryota; Viridiplantae; Streptophyta; Magnoliopsida; Poales; Poaceae
Product: probable mediator of RNA polymerase II transcription subunit 26c
Exons: 9
Coding region: 342-1388 (348 amino acids)
Cellular component (GO): nucleus
Source: RefSeq, a predicted model, not a curated record